CUGUAAUAAUUAUCUGGCUAUCAGAGAUUGCAUUAAAAACAUUAUAUCAAAAGUCAACCUCUUUUAGAUCACUGGGUCAUUAUAUGGCACAUUAACUUAAAAGGUGUCUUAACUUUCAUGGAAGGGAACAUGGCUUUUUUGCUCAGUGUCCCAUAAAUGUCACAUGCAUAUCCGUUCUCUCUAAUCAUUGUUCCUCUGGUGGUGAAUGUGUGAAGUGUGAACCAGCAAAGUAAACAUAGCAAGAGGGAGAAUCGCUGACCACGUGCAAGUAAGUUAUUAUUUACUGUCCAAAUUAUCAGCUGUCAUAGUGUUUGUCAUGCUUACCCAUAAAUUUAUCGAUGUUCCUAAGACACUGCUGAAUCUGUAUACUCCUGUGCACAAGGAAAAUUUGGCGCAACUUACCUUAGCAAGGCGAUUUAAAUUUUGCCCCUAAAAUGUGACCUUUUUUAAGCUGAAUAAUGGAUCUCACCCCGCUUAAAUUGUACAGAAUGUCACGACCACCAGCCAAGAAACGAUGUCAUACAAAUGAAGAGGAUAUUAGAGAAUUUAAAGAAUACUGGACUGAAAAAUUUGGCAUGAUUAAGAAAGAUAAUAAAGCAUUAUGCAUUUUAUGUUCUGAAUCAGUUGUUUGUAGGACUUCUUCUGUGAAGAGACAUUUUGAAACUGUUCAUAAAAACUUAAGUAAUGUAACUGAGCAAGAACGAAGAGAAUUAAUUUCUCGUUGCUGCUGGUUUUGAGGUUUCAAAAGUUAUUGCCCAACAUGGAAAGCCACUCAGUGAUGGGGAGUAUAUUAAAGAAGCAUGGCUAGAAUGUGCUCCUUUCCUUUUUGAUAACCUUUCAGAAAAGGACAAGAUUAUUCAGCGCAUUAAAGAUUUGUCUGUGAGUAGAAAAACAGUUUAGGAUAGGAUACUUAAGAUGGAAAUGAAUACAACUGACCAAUUAACAAAGGAUUUAGCUUCAUGUAAGUUCUUUUCUAUUUGUGUUGAUGAAAGCACAGAUAUUACAUCAUCAGCUAGGCUAGCAAUUUUUUCUCGAUUUUGUAGGGAUGAUGAGGUAUGCGAAGAGAUGAUUAACCCUGUAACACUACCUGAGCGUACCACUGGGGCUGACAUAUGUAAAGCAGUUGUGAACGAAUUAUCUAUUCGACAAAUUGACAUUUCAAAAGUAGUAUCCGUCACAACAGAUGGUGCACCCAGUAUGAUUGGUAAGGAAGCAGGAUUUGUAAAUCUGUUUGCAAAACAUGUUGGUCAUCCGCUGAUAGGUUUUCAUUGCAUCAUACAUGAGGAGGCUUUAUGUGCUAAAGCUGGUCUAAGGGAACUUCAAGAAGUGAUGCAAACAGUCACCAAGGUUGUUAAUUACAUUUCUGCACGUGCCUUAAAUAAAAGACAAUUUCGGAAUUUAUUGAAUGAGGUGGAUUCGGUGUACAAAGGACUAACAAUGUACAACAAUGUUCGUUGGCUUAGUCGAGGAUUUGUUUUGAAACGAUUUGUUGAAUGCAUGGAUGAGAUAAAUAUCUUUCUGAUUAACCAACAAAUGUCUUAUAAAGAAAUGUCUGACAUCGUGUGGGUUUGUAAACUAAUGUUUUUUGCAGAUUUAUGUGAACAUUUAAAUGACUUAAAUGUUAAAUUACAAGGCUCUGGUAAGACACUUGAUGUUAUGUUUGAUUACAUAAAGGCAUUUGAAAUGAAACUAGGAGUUUUUAAGAGGGAUGUAGAUAGUGAAAGAUUUAGAUACUUUCCAAACCUAAAGAAAUACAUCAAUGAUCUCACAAAGGAUGACAAAACAGACUGCCAGUGUCUUCAGAAGCUAUUUGUAAACAUCAUUGAGUCAACUGUUGAGCAGUUCUCAACAAGAUUUGCUAGGUUCAGAGAAUUAGAAGAGACUGCAAAAUUCAUUAAGUUUCCAGACAGUAUAAAACUGGAUGAACUAAACUUGCAGAAGUUUUCAUGGAUAGAUAUGGAUGAUUUUGAAAUGCAAUUGAUUGAAUUUCAAACUAGCUCAAUUUGGAGGCAGAAAUUUGUUGAGCUUAGAGCUGACUUGGAAAGUAUUGAAAAGGAUCGAUUAGAGAAGGGAGUAAGAGAGAGAAAUGCCGAAAACGAGGUACUGAGGACUUGGAAUACUAUUCCAGAAACUUUUGUCUGUUUAAAAAAACUUGCAACAACAUUACUAUCCAUUUUUUCAUCUACAUAUUCUUGUGAAUCAUUGUUCUCAGUGAUGAACUCUGUUAAGUCUCAUAAUAGAAGUAGCCUUACUGAUGAAACUAGUAGCGCAUGUAUAUCUCUCAAGGUUACAAAAUAUAAACCGGAUAUAAAUUAUCUAUCAUCAGGGAUGCAGCAGCAGAAGUCUCAUUGAUUCUAAAUAAAGAAAAGGUUCACAAUUAUUCGUUCUCUAAUUUUCAUUUGAUGUAUUCUGUUAAAAAUAUUAAGGAUUCGCUUUUGUUUAAUAUAAUACAGUGUGUAUUUUUGUAGGUAAAAUAACUUUUAUAUUUUCUCUGUGGUUUUUAUGCAUCAUUCAUAAAGGAUUAAGAAUCAAUAAAAGAAUA
Messenger RNA from Homarus americanus (American lobster), 2542 nucleotides. RefSeq names its product general transcription factor II-I repeat domain-containing protein 2A-like. Gene Ontology annotation, molecular function: protein dimerization activity. Bases 916 to 2352 code for a protein of 478 amino acids. The transcript has 2 exons. Lineage: Eukaryota; Metazoa; Arthropoda; Malacostraca; Decapoda; Nephropidae. The record is from RefSeq and is a predicted model, not a curated record.